AUGGCGAAACCCAAUGAUCUAGAGGAGGGGCUCUUCAAGGGUAAAAUUCUUCUUCAGACCUACAAAGCGGUAUUCACAUCAUCCUCCUCAGCUAAAGAUGUUGAAGGUGAUGGUGAUGGGGCAGAUAUCAUUCAAAACAACAGGUGUGCUAAGAAAUCCUUCAAUGCACUCAAGGUCAAGAAGCAUGUAGCAAAUAUUAUCAAUAUGGAGAAAGUCACCCCUCGGUCAAUCACAUACAUAAUUUGCCAAUCUGUCGAUGGGGACUUUGACUAUGUCCAAUUAUGGCAGACCAUUGUGGACUUCUUCGAAAGGCUUCCUGGUCAAGAAGAUCAGCACAGGGUAGACAGGCUCCUGGAGUGGUGGACUAGGAAAGUUUUUGGAAGGAGUUGCUGUGACGACCUCAGCCAAACAGCAAAGGAAAACAUGUCUGUAAAUGUGCUUGCAAGGCAAAGGGCAGCACAUGACGAUGCUGCUUUCGACUCUCCAUCAUAG
Messenger RNA from Suillus paluster, 492 nucleotides. RefSeq lists its product as uncharacterized. The record is from RefSeq and is a predicted model, not a curated record. Lineage: Eukaryota; Fungi; Basidiomycota; Agaricomycetes; Boletales; Suillaceae. The transcript has 4 exons. The coding region runs from base 1 to 492 and encodes 163 amino acids.